UUGUAAUAUAAAGAUUUUUAUUCAAUGGUGCAAUAGUAAAGAAUUUUCGUCUAUAAAUGUAUUUAAAUUUUUUGUCUAAAAUGGUAAUAUAAACAACUUUUGGCUGCGAAAAAAAGAUAAAAUGUAACAGAUAUUCAGACGAACAAAAUUGAUUCUUUAGUAAAUAAGGCUUUAAAGCACCGAAAACAAUUUUUUAGGCUGCUUAAAACAAAUUGCUUAAUUUUUUAUUUUGGUUAACGUAAAAAAAGUGAAAGUAUUUUCAACCCUAAGAAAACCCCUACCACUGUUGCCGUCGAUCAACUAAACGACCGCACCCCACCACAACGUAGGGUUAUAGAUUAACACAAUGAGUUCACUGCUCCAGCAGUUAAACAUAUUCGAGCUUCGUCCGCUGGUAACAAACUUUAACUGUAAAUUAUCAACAAUCACCGAUUACGAUGCACGUAAACAAAUGCUCUGCUUGGUGUCGGAGGAGAACGAUGUUGUCUUGCGUUAUACCAGCGAAGGAGGACAGGAGGUGCUGAAAUUAAUUUCUUGGUUCCGUCGCACAAAUCGUGUUAUACAUGAUGUUUGCUUUGAUCCUUCCGGAACAUGGCUACUGGUACUAUGUUUUGACAAUACAUUACAUAUUGUGCCCGCCUUGGCAGUAGUUGAUAAGACAUAUUUGGAUGCUUCAAACUCUUACCAGCCGCAACCAUAUAGCCAUACUCAGGUUACAUCAUAUAUAAUACCAUUUGUAGGGCCACACGAAUGUCCAAAUUCGAAGAAAUGUCCAAAUCGUACUAAUAUCAUCAAUACUGAAAAUGUGAAUAAACAACAAAUUGUAGCUACAACAUCACCUACAGAAGUCUUAAGUAAUAAAUCUCCAACACCUGAUCAAGAAAAUAAAGACACUUCGGAAGAAACAAAAGAAUCAACGACGGCGGAGAAUGAAUAUGAGAUUGCAUUAAAAUCACUUGAUGAUUUUAAUAUAGUGACACUUCCAGCACCAGAAGAGCAUAAAUUAGAAGCUUUUAGUCAUGAUAUGCCCACACAUAUGCUAGCAUCGAAUGCAACACCUUAUCAAAAUGAGGAUACCACAGGCAAUAGUCAUGUAAUGGCUACAUCUUUCAUGGCUUCGAAAACUUGCCCUUAUCCUUUAUCUGUAGUGUGGUGGCAAACAAUUGAUGGCAUGAAUCGUGCUAUAAUUGGUUACUCGGACGGUUCAAUUUGUUUUGUUGGUCUUAGCCCUAAUUGUCCAUUUGUGGCAAGUACCACAAUACAAACUGGUUCUGUGGUAAAAUUACUGAUAUGUAAAGACAUCACAUUUGAAAGUGUCAUGUUGUUGAUCACUUCAUCACUAAAGCAACAGUUCAAGCUUUUAUUGGAACAGAAAACUAUUAAAUACAUAUAUCCCGGUGAUUCCUCUCCAUCAGCUAAUCAAUCUCGUGAGAAUGAUUGGCAAAUUGUUAUGCCUUUGAAAACUAACAGCAAUUGUUCAGAUCCAGCCUCAGAUAGUAGUCAACUUGACGAAGAUGUUUUUAUAAAAAAUGAUGAUCUACCAAAUAUGGCUACAGGUACUAGUGUAGUUUCAACAACGGUGCCGGCAAAUACUACAGCUUUAAAUUUGAGUAAAAAUAAUAAUGCAGGUAGUAACAUACAUACCUAUACAAGCAGCUCUCAGCUACCACCACCCCCACCAUACUCAGUUGCUAUUAAUCGUCAUGUUGAAAGUGCACCACUGGCAACAGGUGCAAGCAUGUCAUAUUCCACGUCAACUACAUCAAGUGGAGUACGCUUUCAGCAACAAAUACAGCAGCUACCUGACUUGGAUGACAUAAACGGUCGUGCUGGCAUUUUGCCAGCCGCCCGGGCGCGUUUGGCGUCACUCAAAAGUUUGGGAUCCAAAAAAUUAAAUGCAAUAAAAAUGCGUCUAUCUGAUAAUCGACAAAAGCUUGAAGAAUAUAUACCUGAAAAUACUAUUGGUUCCUUUGCCAUUAUGGACUCGCCGUCUCUAAAGCCCGAAAUAUUAGGCAACUCUAUUGGUUCCUUUUAUACUAUACAAAACUUGCGUAGUACUUACUUGCUUAGUGCUUUACAUUGUCAAUCGAAUAGGCUAUCAGUCCAUAGCAUUGAUAUAAAUCUUAAACCUUUGUUUUUAUAUAAAAUACCUAAGAAUUGCUUUGAUAUAUUGAUAAGCUCAAACAUAUUAUAUUCGAUACAGUAUGUGGAUAUAAAAGGCGAUGAACUACUAAUGGCAAAGGAUGAUAAUACGGAGAAAGAAAAUCGGGAUACUGAAAUUGAGAAAGAGGAGAAAUAUGCAGAUGAAAAACUUCAACAUAAUAAUGAAUCAAGUGAUAUCUGUGAGAAAGUUGCAGAAGAAAGUAGUAGUAAAGAAAGUGUAGAUACAAGUGCAACUACUAGUGUGCCGUCCACAUAUGAUUGUAUGUCACCAAGCAAUUCCAUUAAUUCUGUAGGUGUUAUAAGUAGUGCAAUGGCUUCGCUGCGUACUGGUGAUGAAGACAAAUAUAACACAGCAGCUACAUUGGCUAUGUUUCGUUUCGAGCAUGAAACUGUCUUAAACCUCUAUCAAAUGGCUACUUAUCGUACUAACGAGUUGAAUGAAAUAAUUUCCAAAGAAGAAAAAGCGAAAGCUUUCGAUUAUAAGGACAUACGAUCACCUAUGGAUUAUGUAAAUUUUUAUGAAACGGCGGAUAUUAUAGAGGAAUACUCGUUGCGACAAAUGGAGAUCAUGCAAACUGAAUUUCCGAAAAUCAAUUACGAUCCUUGUUACGUAGUGACAAACAAAAAUGUUUAUUAUAUACAAUUAAAAAAAGAACCUUUUGCCAUAUUUUUGGACGCUGCCUUGGCUAACGAAUGGAUGCAAUGUCGUGAAUUUUGUAAUACCUUUGAUCUUACGUACGAAACAUGCAUAGAGUUCGCUGGUGAUUAUUUGCUACGUCGUAAACGCGUCACACAGGCAUUAGUUACUUACAAUAAUGCACGCAUCAAACCAAUACGUACCGCACUAAAAUUAGCUAUGUUUGGACAAACUAACGCACUAAUGCAUUUAUGCGCAAUGGCACUUAAAGCAACAUAUUUGCUUAAGGGCACACAUUUUUGUACUGCAGUUAUUAAAGGCAUAUUGUCAGAUAUUACAUAUCGCCACUCUGAGGAUGUGCGCAAAGUUUUGCCAACAGACGUUUCUAAUAAAGCGGGAAGCAAAACAAUUGUUAAUGAGGGUGCACUAUGCAGUAAUUAUGUUUAUGGAGUUGACGAAUCGAUUAGUAAUUUGCAGAUGUCGCCUUCAUCACAAUUUCAUUUAGCGAAUUUACUAUUGAUUACCUUAGCGGAAAAAGCUGUGAAUGACAAGAAUUAUUUACCACUUUGGAACUUUAUUGUCACGAAUAAUAAAUAUCACGCUAACAUGACGAGCAUUGUGCUGUGUCAAAGUGGGCUUUACUCUUCAGCUUUGCUAUUGGCGAAAACCCGUGGUGUUUGUAUAGAUACAUUUUUAGCUCUAACAAGUGUUGUUGGACAAGAGUUUGGUUGGUACACAGAGUUAAAUGUGUGUCUCUACAAUUUGAGUGAAGAUAUUUUUACUGAAACUAUUACUUAUAUGCCGCAAAUAUCUGUUGACUACUUUCUAUUUUUACAAGAGAAGUUAAAAAACAUACGAACGAGUGUUUUAAAGCGUUUGCAACAGCAAUUGAAUCCUUUCUCGGCCAUCUUGCGCCCAGUUGUGUCACAUACCUCUACACACAUGGGUCACAUACUUAAUGACAAUAAUACAUAUUUAUUUGAAUUUUGUAAAAAUUUAAUUGAAACAUAUAUAGCUGUUCUUAUACAUAUUGAAUCUCAACGUUCUAAAACUGAUCAUAUUACCAAUGCGUUGUCAACGUUUCGCUUGAAUUAUGAAGACAAUCAGUUUGCCAUCGAAAGCUCAAGAUUUAAACCGAUAUCCGCCGGCUGUGCACAUUGUGCAUGCAUUGUGGACGGUAUUGCCUAUUUCUGGGGUUCAAAUGGUGUGCCUUGUAAUUAUAAUGUUAACAAGUCUUCCGACCCACCGGAUCCACCACAUGCAGUUAAGAGUUUAGAUUUACUUUCGCAGUUGAACUUAGAAGUUCACGCCGUCAAAUGUGGUAGACAACACACUUUAGUUUUAACAAAUAAUGGGCUAUAUACAUUUGGCAAUAAUAAUUAUUCACAAUUGGGAAUUGGCAAUGGAAUGCAAAUGUCUUUGCAACCUAUGUUAGUGAAAAAGUUCGAUGGAAAGAAUAUAACUAUAUUAGAGGCUGGACAAUAUCAUAAUGCUGCUGUAGCCGAUGGUCUUCUAUAUACAUGGGGGUGGGGUAUUUAUGGACAGCUUGGUCAUGGGGACACCGAAAAUAUUGCCGUUCCAAAAAUUGUUUCUUUUUUCAAAUAUAAGAAAGUUGUACAAGUUUCAUUGGGACAUGCACAUACUUUGGUUUUAUGUCAAGCUCAGCAACGAGAAAUCGAAAAUCAAUGCAAUGAACUGUACGUGUUCGGCUCAAACCAUUUCGGUCAACUAGGGCUAGGCGCACAAAUAGGUGAUAAUGCUAAUCCAGCUGCCGAUGAUGAUUUAAAUUGUGCAACUCAAGUUAAAAGCUUAAUUCCUAUUAAGUUGGACAUAAGCGAUGCAAAAAUAAGACUGAUACACACCAAAUUUUUUACAAAUUUAGCUGUUGAUGAAAAUAACCGUAUGUUUACAUGGGGCUCAUCUCCGCAAGCUUUACGUUUAGCAAAUCAGAUAAAGCGUCGUGCUAACGCUAAGCAAAAACUUGAAGAGAAUCAAAGACGUGAGAUUAGCAAACGUUUUGAAGCGACACUUAGUACUAACAGCGGUUGUAUACUAUUAACCAAACCUACGGAAACUGUUGUGCCUGUAACGGUACCAACGACAACAAAUAUUGAUACAAUAACAACAGUUUCAAAGAAUACAGCUACAAUAGACGCUGAAGACAUAAGCAAUAAAGAAGUUUGUAUUAGUGAUAAAGCAGAGAAUACUGCUAGUAAUACUACUACUACAUCAACGAUCCUUUCAACUGCUGUCAAGGCAUUGGAAGAGGAAUUCAGUGAAAUUGUUCCAACAAGGGUUCAUGAUAAUAAUACGUUGAAAGAACAUUGUGUUGCAGAAUCUACACCGCAUAUUUCAGAUGCUCCAGAAAGUGAUGCAACCAUUAGUAUAGAAAUUAUAAGUGAAGAUGUUGAGGAGUUUGAGCAAGCAACUACGUCACCACUUAAAGAACCAUUCAAUGUUACAGUUAAGGAGCAGGAAGAAGUGCCCGAGGAUAGUAGAAUAAAUACGCCUCCACAAAAACAACAAUCUACGGAAAAUGAUCCUUGUGAGCAUAUGUCACCACAUCUUGUCGAUACCUCAGAAGUUGCUGGCGAAAUUUUACAGAUUUCAAGUGGUCUAUUUCACUUUGCAUUGAUCUCGUCUACAUGUACAUUAUAUACUUGGGGCAAAAACCUUGAACAUCAGUUAGGUACAGAAGAUAAGGAACGUCGCACUGUAAUUAAACCGUUGCCGGUAGAUAGCAUAGAAAGUCCUAUGUAUGUCGAUUGUGGUGCGGAUUUUACUGUUGUUAUGACCACAGAACAUAUAGUAAAAGCCUUUGGAGGCAACUCAAAUGGACAGUGUGGCAGAGAUCUAGGUACGGCUAUUGAUAGAGUGAAACAGCGUGUUGUUUGUUUACCUACUACAAAGCGUUUGAUGCGUUUCGAAAGUCAGUGUGUAGAAGUACCAGUAGAAAUAAACUUGCCACGACCGCGUAUACGGCUUGAUACAGAGCCCGUACGUUAUUUAAAAAGUAUACCAGAUUUCCAACCGCAUUUUGUUCAAGAAGCUGACAUUAAUAUUGACGAUGCCACUUUCGAACAACCAUCACCUUCCGAUCAAUAUAAAUCCACCACGCAAGCAGACAGCAGCGAAAAAGUCGCUUCAGGGCAAGAUUCAGAAGAUUUGAUCUCAAGUCUAGAAAACAUAAGCAAUAACGAUGUUUCCUCAGCAAAUUUUUCAAACAAUGCUUCACCAGUAGCUGUAGUAGAGAACGAGCAAAGUGGUUCAUAUGACUUUACACCAGAAGAACAAAGUUAUGCCCGUUUGGCUACAACAGAAUAUGCAGAUCAGAGUAUGGCUGCUGUGCAACAGUUAGAAAACGAAGUUGCAGCCAAUGCAGCAACUGGUGUUCGUACAGCACAAGAUUCUGUUGCAACGGAAACAGAUGGCAGUGAAUUACAAUUGUUGAGGAAUUAUAUACAUUAUUGUUUGUAUGUUUUCCACGGUCUCUACAAUCCAGAUAAAGUACGAGACUUUGCAAAAGAGAGACGUGAAUAUCGUGUGCGGACUUGUAUGCUUAACUUCAAAUUUGUGGAUGCUUUCGUUUUAUGUCUACAAGAUUGUGACACAGCAAAUAAAUCACUUAAAAUCUUUGAGUACUUCACCAAGGAUACCAGUUUUGUACCCAUGCACCGCCAAGAUCUAAAAUAUCUUGUGUAUUAUUUAAUGUUGCACUUCUUGGAACGCAAAUUUGAUAUGUUACAAUGCGAACGUUUCUUCUUAGCUGAUUUGGAUUUUUAUCUACUUGAGCUUGCUUAUGUUCUAUACUUCAAUAAUAACAAUACUGUACUUGAACAAACGCUUAACCAAAAACUGAAAUACUUAAUAGCACAGGAGCAAAGCGAUGCUAAUAAAAUGAAGAAUCAAAACAAUGAGCAAACCCACAAGCUGGAAUACACCGAUGCAUUGUUCGAUAGUUUAUCAGUAAAGUUCAAAACAAUAAUUUGCCAGAGGCUCGUAAAGUACUGCGAAAGUAAUAUCUGUUAAAUAUUUCAUGUUUUAUGUUACUUAAAAUACGUUAACUUAUUUAUAAUUAUUUAAGCAUAAACAUACAAUAAACAUACAAU
Teleopsis dalmanni is the source of this 6909-nucleotide messenger RNA. RefSeq lists its product as uncharacterized. NCBI's taxonomy places the organism in Eukaryota, Metazoa, Arthropoda, Insecta, Diptera, Diopsidae. The record is from RefSeq and is a predicted model, not a curated record. Bases 347 to 6829 code for a protein of 2160 amino acids. The transcript is spliced from 18 exons.